UGACAUCAACACGUCGAGUCUGAAGACCCCGGAAAGAAGGAAGAAACAAGGAAGAGAAGUUAGCUAACAGCAGUCAAGGCUACAUCUGCUGCUCUGCUUAACCUGUGCUCUCUGUCCGCCUGCAUUCACAGCAAAAUGCCUGAAAUACAGACACCAAGGAUUCAAGCCACUGACACCAGUGCUAGCGAUGGACUGGAGGGGUUCAAGGCCCACGCUGUGUUCCAGGAAAUCAACAAGAAGCUUCAGGAGGAUGGGGAGCAGUUUGUGAAGAAGAUUGGAGGAGUGUUUGCCUUUAAAGUGAAGGAUGGCCCCAAUGGACAGGAGGCGACUUGGUUUGUGGAUGUAAAAAAUGGAAAAGGCUGCGUUCACAACGACACCGAUAAGAAAGCAGAUUGCACCAUUUCCAUGUCAGAUACAGAUCUGUUGGCCAUGAUGACGGGGAAGAUGAAUCCACAGACUGCGUUUUUCCAGGGCAAACUGAAGAUCACAGGAAACAUGGGUCUGGCCAUGAAGCUUCAAAGCCUGCAGCUGCAGCCGGGCAAAGCCAAGCUGUAGACGGGAUGCCGACACUCGCUGUAGCUGCACUUCUCAACACUGAAUAGAGUAAAAACCACAAAGUAUUUAACAGCAAGCCUGAUUUCAGAUAAAGGUCCGUAAGAAACUGUCAUCACUGGACUGAACCACUUUUCCUCUUAGCGACGUCACAGACUGACCAGGAGUCAGCAGCCCCACCAAUCUAACUGGAGAAUAUGAUAGAUGGACAGAUAAUUAAUUCUCUAAUCGAGUCCCUGUGUGCAGGCCUUCUCCUGAGUAGACACAGGUGCUCCCUACUUUGUGAUACUAAUUCAGGUUAUGUCCAGUUUUCAAUAACCUUCCAUGCUAAUGAAAUCUUUAAAUGUAUUAUGUCUGGAAAUGUUUUGAGUAGAGCAGAUGGCUGUCAUUUUCCACAAUCAUGGACGCAACAGUCUAAGUGCCUCCUCGCCUCAGAAACAUAGUCAGCAGAUAGAAAUGUUUUUCACUGUGGCUGCCCAAUGUUUUAAUGGACGGGGUUGUCAUUUUCUGCUAUAAUUAUUGUAUAAAACUCUAAAAGAUUUCUACUAAAUAAAUUUGUCUUUGCAGGGUG
Molecule: messenger RNA, 1123 nt
Organism: Amphiprion ocellaris (clown anemonefish)
Lineage: Eukaryota; Metazoa; Chordata; Actinopteri; Pomacentridae
Gene: scp2b
Product: sterol carrier protein 2b
Exons: 5
Coding region: 136-555 (139 amino acids)
Cellular component (GO): cytosol
Source: RefSeq, a predicted model, not a curated record